AAUAUAAUCAUUAAAUACAGCAUACGAAUUAAAGCCAUGGCGAAGGCAAUGAUCGCGACUCUAGUAAUCGUGUUGCUCAAUCUAGUCCUACUAUUUUCAACUCCAGCUGAGUCCGAGCCUAUAACCGAGCCUAUAAGCGGAAUUGAAUGUUCGAAAGUGGUGAAGUACGGUAUUCCAUGCCUGGAUUAUGUGCGCGACAAAGAAAAUAAACCUUCGCAGAAAUGCUGCGACGGAAUUAAAGAAUUGGCUUCAUAUUGCAAAAAUCAAGCUGAUCGUCAAGCUGCCUGUGAAUGUCUCAAGAAAAAAGUCGAACAUAUGAAAAUCGAUGUCAGUCGCCUUCUUCACCUUCCUAAGAAAUGUGGAAUGACCAAUACUUUUGGUUAUGGAGUUAACAUUAACAUUGACUGCAAGAUGGUUCCGUAAGGCUCGGGGUUGCACGAAGAAUUCUGCUGCAACGCGUAAUACUAGCUUAUAAUAAAUUGCAGAACAUGAAGCAAAUAUCAUCAAGUUCAUGCUCGUAUUGUAUCCAUCCAUGUAUCGAUUUAGCAUAAUUAAUUACCUCCUUGUAAUUCUAUCUUGAUUAACAAAUAAAAUAAAAUGUUAAUAA
Molecule: messenger RNA, 607 nt
Organism: Mercurialis annua (annual mercury)
Lineage: Eukaryota; Viridiplantae; Streptophyta; Magnoliopsida; Malpighiales; Euphorbiaceae
Product: non-specific lipid-transfer protein 3-like
Exons: 2
Coding region: 37-423 (128 amino acids)
Biological process (GO): lipid transport
Cellular component (GO): membrane
Molecular function (GO): lipid binding
Source: RefSeq, a predicted model, not a curated record